UUGAUCCAAUAAUGAACCAAGUCCGCAUAUUAGAGUGACGUAAAUAAAAACCCAGUGCUCCAGUGGACGAGGAGUGGUCAGAGACUGACUUCUGAGAAUUUCGUGAUUGUUUUUAAAGUUAAGGAUAGUCACGGCUCUAUAAAAGGCCUUUGUUGGCGAAGGACGGACUUGUGUUUGGGACGUGAGGGUGCUUGUGGAAGUCUUGUGAUGUAGAUGAAAGAUUGGCUACAAACACUGCAGUUGCAGCUGGGGCUCAUCAGGUUUUUCAUUUGUAAAAGCGAGUGGACUCCACUCUAGCAACACCAGACAGCCAUGCCCUUGCGACCGAGGGCUUCCUCUCAACCUGGAAGAGCAAACACCCUUCCAAGCCUUAAAAACAUCCCAGUCCUGCGUCCGAGAGCUCUGUCGUCUCACGCUCAGUCGCCUUUAGAAGAUGAGCUCUCUUGUCCGGUCUGCUGCGAGAUCUUCACCGAUCCCGUGGUCCUGAAGUGCAGCCACAGUUUCUGCCGCCUCUGCCUUCAGCAAUUCUGGAACAAGAAGGCGGCCAAGAGGGAAUGUCCCGUAUGCAGGAGGAAGUGUUCUCUGACGGAGCCCACCGUGAGUCUGGCUCUGAAGAACGUGUGCGAUGCCAUUGCACAGAAGCAGAAAGGACAAGCGUCUGCGAAAGCAGGCUCAUAUUCAGCCAACGGGACGUCCAAACCAGAGGCUCUCUGUGCCACUCACGGGGAGGGACUCAAAUUGUUCUGCCAAUAUGAUGAAGAGGUUCUCUGCUGUGUUUGUCAAACGUCCAAGAAACAUCAAGGCCACAGUGUGUGUCCUUUGGAAGAAGCAGCAAACGAUCUCAAGGAGGAAAUGCGGCAGAUUGUCAUCCCACUUAAGAAAAGUCUUCGAAGCCUCUAUGAGGCCAAACAGCAAUGUGAUGACAUAACUGUCCACAUCAAGAACCAAAGGCAACAGACAGAGAAACAAGUUCACGAGGAGUUUGAAGAGCUUCGGCAAUUUCUUCUGAAGGAGGAAGCUGCGAGGAUUGCUGUUCUGGCAGAAGAAGAAGAGACAAAGAAACAGACGAUGAAGAAAAAAACGGACAUAAUCGCUCGCGAUAUACUCAGCUUUUCUCAUGCUGUCAUGGCCAUUGAAAAUGAGAUUGCUAAUGAUGACAGCCUCUUUUUACAAAACUACAAGAAUGUCAAAAAGAGAGCUCAGAUAUCAUUUCACGAACCAGAAAAUGUCCCCAAUUCUCUAAUUGACGUUGCGGAGCACAUCACCUCCCUGAAGUUCAGAGUGUGGGAAAAAAUGCAGAGCCUGGUGGAAUACACUCCAGUGACAUUGGACCCCAACACAGCCUACCCCUGUUUGUCUCUUAGCAAGAGCCUGACGAGUGUGUCCAACACGGGGAUGAUGAAAGAGCUGCCUAAUAACCCUGAGCGCUUUGACCACUUUGUUUUUGUACUGGGCUCCAAGGGUUUCACCUCAGGAUGCCAUUCCUGGGAGGUGGACGUAGGCCAAAAUAAUGACUGGGUAAUCGGUGUGGUUAAAGAAUCAGUAGCCAGGAAAGGCAAAAUCUCAGGCUGUCCCGAUGGAGGAUUCUGGACCAUGGCUCUCUCUGAUGGGAAGUACACGGCCAUGACCAGCCCCCACACCCCAUUGCUCAACCUGAAGGGCCACCUGGAAAGGGUUCGGGUGAAGAUCGACUAUGAUGCCGGAGAGGUCAGCUUCUUUGACUCAGUUGGUGUCACACCUGUCUACACGUUUAACGACCACUUCACUGAGACAAUGUUCCCUUUUUUCUGUCCGGGGGCAAAUAUAAAUGGGAACAAUCCAGGGGCGCUGAAGAUCUGCCCCGUGAGGGUGGCAGUAUGGAACAGUGCCUCCUGGUGACGCUGGCUUUAUUUACAUAUUUCCGCUUCAGUUAUACAGUACCAGUCAAAGAUUUGGAAACGUUUACCUUUUAGUCUAUUAAAUUACUAUUUUUCCAGGUUUUAGAAUGAAGUCUGAAGACUGAUCUCUCACUAGCAUUUAUUCAGUGCCCGGGAACUCUUUACCAUUCCUUGGAGAGACUCAGCAAAGAUAAGCAUGCGCACUCUUUAUAGAGUAGCUUUCAGCCCAUGUUGUUUACGGUCUUAACGCAAACUGACCGUUAAUAAUUUUUCAAUUAAUUCUCAAACUGUCUACCCAAUAACUGUUAGUCUCCUAUUCCCCGCCAACAGUUAUUUAUCUUUUAAUUCAGUGGAAGCAUCUUAGCCAAAAGACAGAGAAUGCCUGCAAAUUUAAUUUCAGGCCUUUAAACAUAAUACUUUAGAUAAAUAGAUUUUAAAGCACACAAGAAGCUCAGUCAAGUCUAUCCAGACCUUUGAUUGGUAGUGUAUGAUGUUAGGUUUUAUGGACAGUUUGUUGUCUACCAAAAUAUAUGUUUGGAUAAUUUACUAAUAUACAUGUUUACCUCA
Sinocyclocheilus rhinocerous is the source of this 2444-nucleotide messenger RNA. Its product is annotated as E3 ubiquitin-protein ligase TRIM39-like. Gene Ontology annotation, biological process: protein ubiquitination. The record is from RefSeq and is a predicted model, not a curated record. The transcript is spliced from 6 exons. Bases 313 to 1878 code for a protein of 521 amino acids. Gene Ontology annotation, molecular function: ubiquitin-protein transferase activity; zinc ion binding; protein binding. NCBI's taxonomy places the organism in Eukaryota, Metazoa, Chordata, Actinopteri, Cypriniformes, Cyprinidae.